CAGAGGUUGAUAAUACUUCCGAGUCUCUGUCUUAAGAGAACAUUACCUGGUCCGACAGCACCUCCAGCUCAGCGGCAACUAACUAGUCGGGACAAAGAGGCCCUAAUGCCGCCCCUGAAGCCCGUUCUGCUGGCCCUGGUGGGGCUCUUCGCUCUGGUAAAUGCCAGGGGAAGCCCUCUCGUGACCCCGCCGGUUGGGGACGCUGGCGAUGCUUGCCAGACAUGCCUUCUGGUUGUUCGUAUUGUGGAGGACCUCCUGUGCGACCCGGCGGCCACGGAGUUCCUGGUGGACCUUGUGGAGAAGCAGGUGUGCCCGGCCAUGGGCGACAGCGCUCAGUGCCACAACCUGGCUGAGGGGCUGCUGCCCACGGUCAUUCAGUGGCUGCGCGCCUCCGCCACUCCCGCCUCGCUGUGCGGCGGCGCGGGCGUGUGCGGCGCCGUGCUGGCGCAGGUGCCCGAGCUCAACAAGCCGUCGCUGGUUGUGCGCGACAGCACCCAGUGCUCGCUGUGCAAGUACGUGGUGACGCUGGUGCGCGAGGCCGUCAACAGCACCGCCACACUGGAGAAGAUCGAGCAGGCGGCGCUGCAGGCCUGCAGCGCGCUGCCCGCCGAGCUGGCGUCCACCUGCACCGACUUCGUCAACACCUACGCCCCCAUGAUUGCCCAGCUGAUUGAGAGCAUGGAUGCCGACACCGUGUGCGGCCUGGCGGGCGUGUGCAUGGAGGCCGCCGCCGCCGUGCCGCCGCCGGCGCUGCCCGCCAGCCUGGUUCGCAUCCUGGCAGGCGUCAAGUCUCUGCACCGCCCGCCGCCUCCGCACAUGAUGCUGGUGCUGGCGGCGCUGGGCGUGCCGCCGCCCAAGUCCAUGCCGGGCAUGAUGGGCGGCCCCGGCGGCCCUGAUGGCCACGUGCACGGCCCCGGCGGCCACAUGCACGGCCGCGACAUGCAGCAGAUGGGCCCCGGCAGCGGCCCCAUUAUGCCGUUCGGCGGCCCCCCGCCGCACUUCUGCCUGGCCGGCGCCCUCAACGACGCCUGCGACUACUGCAAGAUGGCUGUGAUCGAGGCGCACAGCCUGGUGAGCAACCCCACGGUGCAGGCCGAGGUGGUCAACUACACACUGGCCGUGUGCGAGCAGUUCCCCUCCUUCACCACCGCGUGCAAGUCCUACGUGGCCAUGUAUGCGCCGCUGGUGUUCACGCUGCUGGAGCAGUACCUGGUGCCCGACACCCUGUGCGCGCAGACCGGCAUGUGCCCCCCUCCGCCCGGCUCCGCCGCCCCCGCGCUGCUGCCCUGGACCAAGCUGGACAAGGCGACCAUGGACAAGUUCACCUCGCUGCAGAAGGCCAGCGCCGCCGCUGCGCUGCAGCCGCCCACCCCGCCGCACUCGUGGGGCUGCUGGUUCCAUGACGUCAUGCGCAACGUCUACAACUUCUUCGCGCGCCUCACCGGCGGCGCCGCUGACCAGCUGCCGCGCGAGCAGCAGCCGCAGAUGGCGUAGGCUGCAUGCCGCGUGCAUGAGCGGUAGCGCGGAUGCGUGCAGCAGGGGCGUUGAGGGCUGGGGGGAGGGGGUUGCAGACCGUGCUGUGUUUUGAGUAGGUGCUGGUGCUUUGAGAACCGGCGGCGUGUGUGUGUGUGUGUGUGUGCUUGUGUUGAGUCGCUUGACCUGGUCUUGAUGGGGGGUUCUUGUUUCACCCACGUCAGACGGAGCCAACUUGCGCUGCGUCUGGCCGCAGCCUUGUCGUGUAUGACGCCUGCAAGGCAUGGUGCUGCACGCCUUGGGUUGCGUGUCCGUGGAAUACGAGGUGCUUUGGCCGCGCUACCGACAGCCUGACGCUAAAAAAUUGUGGAAUAUGUAGUCUUACGCUAUGUGCAAGCCUGCCGUGGGCAUGCGAGCGUCUGUAAUAGUACUUCGUU
Messenger RNA from Chlamydomonas reinhardtii, 1910 nucleotides. RefSeq lists its product as uncharacterized. The transcript is spliced from 10 exons. Bases 106 to 1494 code for a protein of 462 amino acids. Gene Ontology annotation, cellular component: lysosome. The record is from RefSeq and is a predicted model, not a curated record. Gene Ontology annotation, biological process: sphingolipid metabolic process. Lineage: Eukaryota; Viridiplantae; Chlorophyta; Chlorophyceae; Chlamydomonadales; Chlamydomonadaceae.